AUGGUAUCUAGAAAGAGGUUGAGCAAAGUUACAUGCAAAUAUCUGAGAAAUUUGAAGAGAAAGGAGAAGAACUGCACAACAGCAGUCUUGGACAUAAACUCCAACGUAACAGAUAUGAUUAACACAUUAAAAAGAGUCCAAGAAAUUAGUCUUGUGGAGUUCAAGUCAGUCUUAUCUUUCAUUUCUCAGCCAAAGGCAAAAUCAAAGUCCUCUGGCUGGCAUAUCAUCUCAAAAGCAUUGCAAUCCAAGCGCGUAUCAUGUGAAGUGGAAAUUGAAGUAAAUGAACUAGAGAAGAUUGAUGCUGAAUUGCUCAUCCUGAAGUCAAGCAAAGACGUGAGUAUUUCACAACUUCAAAGCCUUCUCAAAGGAUUGGAGACUCUAGGGUCAAGCAUUAAAGAAGCUGAGGAGGAGCUAGAAUGCAUAUAUAGGCAAUUGGUGAAAACUAGAGUAUCCCUUCUCAACAUCCUCAACCAUUAG
This is a messenger RNA of Manihot esculenta (cassava), 477 nucleotides long. RefSeq lists its product as uncharacterized. The record is from RefSeq and is a predicted model, not a curated record. Gene Ontology annotation, biological process: shoot system development; root development. The coding region runs from base 1 to 477 and encodes 158 amino acids. NCBI's taxonomy places the organism in Eukaryota, Viridiplantae, Streptophyta, Magnoliopsida, Malpighiales, Euphorbiaceae. The transcript has a single exon.